Messenger RNA from Monosiga brevicollis MX1, 5082 nucleotides. RefSeq lists its product as uncharacterized. The record is from RefSeq and is a predicted model, not a curated record. NCBI's taxonomy places the organism in Eukaryota, Choanoflagellata, Craspedida, Salpingoecidae. The transcript has a single exon. Gene Ontology annotation, biological process: sulfate assimilation; amino acid biosynthetic process. Gene Ontology annotation, cellular component: sulfite reductase complex (NADPH). Gene Ontology annotation, molecular function: heme binding; 4 iron, 4 sulfur cluster binding; FMN binding. The coding region runs from base 1 to 5082 and encodes 1693 amino acids.
AUGGCCGACACUGUCAUGACGGCGCCCCACAAUCCCACAACUGCCAGUACAGCGCAGCUGAUCGCCGAUUGGGCCGCCUCUCAACGUGUCAAUUUGGAUCACUGUGUGCCUCAGAUUCUGCCUCUGGCUCGUCGUGGUGGUCUGGCCGCGGGCGAGCUCCAGCUGGCCACGGCCGAGGGCCAACACAGCAGCAUUCAUGUCGGCUCCGAUCGCCUUUUUGAAUUGGCCUCGGAGCUCAUCGACCUCCCUGCCAAGCGAGUUCCCAUUGUCGUGGACAUUGCCAUCGGAAACUCGGCGGGCACCGAUGCACCAUUCACUGCUAGCUACAACCAGCUCGCAGCAGCCCGCAGCGCUGGCGCCCCCCUUAUCAUCAGUGACAAUGCCCAGCAGGCCCACGAUGCUGCCCUGGUAGCACAUCUCUUUGCCAAGACCGCGCGAAGCCUGUGCAUCACUGCCACCAACGGCGUGGAUGUGGCUGCCUCCUGCCGAGGCAUCGAGACGGCCACAGAGGCUGGCCUUCAGCUUUUGUUGCAAAGCGCCGAAGGCGUUGCCAGCGACCUUCCCGCCUCGGGCCUGCUCACCGUCGAACAAACCAUCAAGGGGUUGCGCGCCGCCAUGGAGGGUGUUCAGAGCUUCACAUCGCGUCGCCAGCGGUUUUUUGACUACUAUGGCUCGGAACUGGCCACGGUCGUCCUCGUUGCCAGCGGGCCUGGUGCUGCCAACCUCACAGCUGCCGUCAAACUCCUUGGGCGCAAAUCACUCCCAAUUGGCUUGCUCGUUGUUCGCGUCGUUCGCCCUUGGUCACACGCUGACUUUGCCGAGGCCUUGCCGGCCACCGCUCAGCAAUUUGUGGUUGUGGACGUCACCUCGCCAGAGGACAAGCAGGCCUCCAAGGCCCUCUACCUUGAUGUGGCUGCCAGCCUCGGCCUAGCCAACCGUCCGGGUCAGAUCAAGCUGCAGAAUCAUGCAACCAAUGCCACAGGACAGGGCAUCAGCUCACAGGGUCUACGCAGCAUCCUGCGCGCCGCCCUGAGCUUCAUCGUGGACGUCGCCAGCAUUCCUUCUCUGCUGGCAUCACCCGCCGCCGCCGUGGCUGACACCUCAGUCGUAUCCCUCUAUGAGUUUACACGACCUACGCGUCCCAUGAUCGAGCGUGCCGCAGCCAUGGCAAAGCUGGGUGCUGGUGCUGCCACCGUCCAAAUGUCCACAGACAGCGAUGCUGCCCCUCAUGUUCUCAUCUCCAACAUUUUGUUGGGCCCGGAGGAUGAGCAUGAUGGUCACACUGACGGGGGCGUUUCCCGCGACGUGGUUGUCAUCACGGACCCGGCCAUUCUCUUUCUGCGUCGCUACCGCGUCUUUGACUCUCUAGCCACGGGCGCCGUGGUGGUCAUCAACAGCGACUGGUCCCCCGCAUCUGUAGCUGCCAAGAUUCCUGCGCACGCCCAGCAGGCCCUGGUCGACAGCAAAGCCCAGCUCUUGCUCGUUGACGCCACUCAGCUCGUGAGCGGUGGCAGCUACGAAGCCCAAGCCCUUGCGCUCACUGCUGCUGGCUUGCUCAAUACCAAAAACGGUCGCUCCCUGGCCAAGCAGCUGCUCAAGUCCUUGGCCCCGCGUCUUGCAGGCGACGAGGGCGCCCGCCUGGAGGCCGCGUUGCCCACGCUCGAGGCUCGCCUUGCCCAAGAAGACGCUCUGAUUCCUGCAGCUAGCGCUCUGCAGUCGACUGAGGUUGCCAAUGACCACACCGUUGACGCAGCCCAUCUGGUGCCGUACCACCUCGCGGAAGGCCUGCGUACCGGUCGUGAGGAGGGCCUAGACGCCAGCUAUCAAGCCCUGCUGAACACCCUCUUUGGCAAACGCACCGUGGUCGCCGAUGCCGGCAGCACCAACUCCCUCUUUCACGAGACCUACGCUCCCGGUUCCGCUGCCCAGCAAAAGGUGCAGGAGCUCUUUCAGGGCAAUACCGAGUUCACUUUUGGUGUCUACCUUGCUCGUAUUCAGCAGCGCGAGAAAUUGGCUGACCUUGUGGCCACGGCCUGCCGCAGCACCACUGCUCUGCCCUCGGCGCUUCGCACCGCCCUCAACCAAUGGCACGCCAAUCGCGAUAACAGCCAGACUUGCGCCCAGCUCGCUGACGACAUCGUCCGCCGGUUGGAAUCCACGCCCCACACCGAAGAGCCUUUGCGCAGCAUCUAUGAGCUUCGCGAGCACUUGGUCAAACCUUCCAAGUGGAUCGUUGGUGGUGACGACUGGUCACGAGACAUUGGCUACUCUGGUCUGCAUCACGUGCUGGCCUCCCGCGAGAACGUGAAUGUUAUCAUUCCGGAGACGGCCCUCUACACUCAGCCCCAGCCAAGCCAACGCGCUGCUCUCAACACGAAGAAAGACAUUGGACUGUAUGCGAUGAACUACGGCACCGCCUAUGUUGCCAGCAUUGCACUGUACGAGAACCCUUCUCAAGCCACCACCGCCCUCUGCGAGGCAGACGCCUAUGACGGACCCUCCAUCAUCAUUGCGUAUGCGCCACGACCCACAAACAGCAACGAACCCCGCGAGCAGCAGCAGAUUCGUGAAUCGCACGAAGCCGUUGAGCGCGGCCUGUGGCCCCUCUUCCGAUGGAACCCUGCUUGGGAGAAAGCUGGUCGGGAUGCUUUUGUGCUCGACUCAUCCAAGCUGCGCAAGGAUUUGGCCGAUUUUGUGGAACGCGAGUCUCAGCUCUCCCUUCUCACGCGUGACACGCCCCUCCUGAGCCACGGCCUGGCAGACUCCAGCGCGCUGCGCCUGCAAAACAAGCGCAUGGAACUGCUGAGCCAGGGAGGUGGGCGUCGCAAAAUUGACAUGCGCAUCCUUGUUCUCUAUGGCUCCGACUCGGGCAACGGCAGUGGCUUGGCCGAGAAACUGGCCAAAAAGGCCGAGAUGCGUGGCGUGGUCACAGUUCGCGCGGCGGAAGCCAACGCUGUUACUUUGGAGGAGCUGGCCGACGAAGAGGUGGUCAUCUUCAUCCUGUCCACCGCUGGUCAGGGCGAAAUGUGUGGCAACGCCGUCAAUUUUUGGAACGCGCUCAAAAAAGCCAAGGGAGGCGUGAAUCAUCUAAAAUAUGCGGUCUUUGGCCUUGGCGACAGCCAGUACUGGGGCAAAAACACGGCCGACUCGGCUCGGUAUUAUUGCAAGCCUGCCCGGGAUCUGGACAGCAAAAUGGCGGCUCUUGGUGCCGAGCGCCUGGUGGAAUUGGGCAUGGGUGAUGAUCAACACGAGAAUGGCUUCAGCGGGGGCUGGGUGCCGUGGGAGGCUGAGGUGUUUGAGGUCCUCAAUGUUCCCGCAGUGGAAGGCGAGACUGAGAUCACCGGCAAGGUCUUGAAGGAUGAGAGCAUCAAGGAGGAGUCUGGCUAUCUGCGUGGACAUAUCAUGCGCUCACUGGCUGACCAAUCCACUGCGGCCAUGUUGCCCGAGGACACCAAGCUGACCAAGUUUCAUGGUAUCUAUCAGCAGGAUGACCGCGAUCUGCGCCCGCACUUGGAGGCGGAGGGCAAGGAGCGCGCCUACUCGUUCAUGGUGCGCGUUGGCAUUCCUGGUGGCGUCUGUACCCCGGAACAAUAUUUGUUGAUGGACUCGCUCUCCGAGUCUCAUGCCAACAGUACCCUCAAGCUCACAACGCGCCAGGCCUUCCAGCUGCACGGGGUGCUCAAAUGGAACCUCAAGGCCGCUAUCCGCGAGAUCAACAUUGGUCUCAUGGACACCCUGGCUGCGUGUGGCGAUGUGUGCCGUAACGUCAUGGCCAGCCCCAACCCGUACGAGUCAGAAGUACACGCUGAGGUGUUGGACUUUGCGCGGCGUCUCUCGGCCCACCUAAAGCCACAGACCACGGCAUACCACGAGAUUUGGCUGGAUAAGAAAAUGGUGGCGGGUGAAGCUCACACAGAUGUUGAGCCCUUGUACGGCCAGUCAUAUCUGCCGCGCAAGUUCAAGGUGGCCAUUGCCGUGCCACCUAUGAACGACGUGGAUGUGUUCGCGCACUGCCUGGGCUACAUUGCCGUGGUAGAGAACAAACGCCUUGUCGGCUGGAACGUCUCGAUUGGUGGUGGCAUGGGCACAACCCACGGAAAUGUCAAGACUUACCCACGCCUGGCCGACUUGAUGGGCUUUUGUACCCCUGAGCAGGCAAUCAAGGUGGGCGAGGCAGUGAUGCUGGUGCAGCGCGAUUAUGGAGACCGCGUCAAUCGCAAGCACGCUCGCCUCAAAUACACGCUGGAGGACCACGGCAUGGACUGGUACCGUGCCAAGGUUGAGGAGCAUUGUGGCUUCAAGCUGCAGGCCGCGCGGCCCUUUACCUUUGAGAGUAACAUGGAUCGUAUGGGCUGGAGCCAGGGCUACGACGGCCGCUUCUGCUAUGGCAUGUUCAUCGAGAAUGGUCGCAUCCGGGACACUGAUUCGUACAAGCUCAAGACGGCGCUGCGCGAAUUGGCGCAAUUGCACCAGGGCGAUUUCCGGCUCACGGCGAACCAGAACCUGAUCAUCGGCGGCGUUACUGCCGAGGCUCGCCCGAAGAUUGAGGCCCUGCUCAAGCGCUACAACAUUGACAACACCCGUCAUUCGGGCUUGCGCCUCAACUCGAUGGCAUGCGUGGCGCUGCCCACCUGUGCCUUGGCCAUGGCCGAGUCUGAGCGCUACCUGCCCGUGCUCAUUGAUCGCAUCGAUGAGAUUUUGACGCGCAACAAGCUGGCUUCCGAUAGCAUCAUGAUUCGCAUGUCUGGGUGCCCCAACGGUUGCUCGCGUCCCUUCAUGGCCGAAAUCGCCAUGGUCGGCAAGGCGCCCGGCGCCUACAACCUCUACCUGGGCGGCGGUUAUGCUGGCAACCGCCUGUCCAAGAUCUAUCGCGACUCGGCAAGCGAGGAGGAUAUCUUGCGCAUCCUGGAUGAGCUCAUCUCUCGCUAUGCGCGCGAACGCCUCAACAAUGAGCAUUUUGGUGAUUGGGUGAUCCGCGCUAACAUUGUGGCCCCCACCUUGGCCGGCCGGCUCUUCCAUGAGACGGAUGCCGCUGUCAAUGAGAUUCAGACUUACAGCGGAACCCGUCAAAUUUACUGGUAG